Molecule: messenger RNA, 471 nt
Organism: Acanthocheilonema viteae
Lineage: Eukaryota; Metazoa; Nematoda; Chromadorea; Rhabditida; Onchocercidae
Source: the annotation of a GenBank genome assembly
AUGCGUAUAGACCAAUAUACGAAGUUGAUUGGCAGAAAAGUACUUUUGGUACCUUAUCGCAGGCAUCAGAAUGAGGAAUUACGAAGGUUGACAGCAUCAGAGCGUUUGUCGCUUGAAGAGGAAUAUGAAAUGCAAGCAAGAUUGCUAGUAGGUGAUGUCAAUAUCUUCAUAAACGGUAGCAUUGGCGAACUUACAGUUGUGAUUGCCGAAUCCAAAUGGCGUCGUAAAGGUUUAGGUGAAGAGACGGUUUGGAUAAUGCUAAGAUUUGUAUUUCAAGUGAUCGGAUUACGGGCUUUCGAAGUUAAGAUUUCAAAGGAUAAUGUUAGUAGCUUGAAACUUUUCCAAAAAAUCGGUUUCGUCGUUACUUCGCAGUGCAGCAAAUUUCAUGAAUAUACAUCAUCAAUUGGAGCGCAACAUAUCCUUGAAAUUAUUUCUCGUUUGGAAGUAACAGUGGACAAUGAUGGUAAUUGA